This is a messenger RNA of Sorex araneus (European shrew), 7010 nucleotides long. It is a transcript of the gene WDR35, whose product is annotated as WD repeat domain 35. Gene Ontology annotation, molecular function: protein binding. Gene Ontology annotation, cellular component: intraciliary transport particle A; non-motile cilium. NCBI's taxonomy places the organism in Eukaryota, Metazoa, Chordata, Mammalia, Eulipotyphla, Soricidae. The coding region runs from base 113 to 3658 and encodes 1181 amino acids. The record is from RefSeq and is a predicted model, not a curated record. Gene Ontology annotation, biological process: intraciliary retrograde transport; protein localization to cilium; non-motile cilium assembly. The transcript has 28 exons.
GCGGCGGCGGUUGCCAGGGCGACGGGAGCUUGCGGGGAGGUGCGGGCUCUCCCGAUCGGCGCCGCAGCCCAAGUUUCCUGUGGUGGAUUCUGAGAGCUGGGGCGUUUGCAGAAUGUUCUUUUACCUGAGCAAGAAAAUUGCCAUUCCCAGUAACGUGAAACUGAAAUGCGUAUCUUGGAACAAGGACCAGGGAUACAUAGCCUGUGGUGGUGAAGAUGGAUUGCUCAAAGUCCUGAAGGUAGAGACGCAGACAGAUGAUGCAAAAUUGAGGGGUAGUUCUACCCCUAGUAACCUUUCAAUGAAUCAGACUCUUGAAGGUCAUAGUGGUGCUGUUCAAGUUAUAACAUGGAACGAACAAUAUCAGAAGUUGACUACCAGUGAUGAAAAUGGGCUUAUUAUUGUUUGGAUGUUAUACAAAGGCUCUUGGUAUGAGGAGAUGAUCAACAAUCGAAAUAAGUCAGUGGUUCGGAGUAUGAGCUGGAAUGCAGAUGGACAGAAGAUCUGCAUCGUAUACGAGGACGGGGCUGUGAUAGUCGGUUCUGUCGAUGGUAACCGCAUUUGGGGAAAGGAUCUGAAGGGGAUCCAGUUAUGCCAUGUAGCCUGGUCUGCAGACAGUAAAGUCUUACUUUUUGGAAUGGCAAAUGGGGAAAUACACAUUUAUGAUAACCAAGGGAAUUUUAUAGUGAAGAUGAAGCUGAAUUGUUUGGUGAAUGUCACUGGGGCCAUCAGCAUCGCUGGAAUUCACUGGUACCACGGCGCGGAAGGCUACGUGGAGCCAGAUUGCCCCUGCCUUGCCAUUUGUUUCGACAAUGGGAGAUGCCAGAUAAUGAGACAUGAGAAUGACCAAAACCCAGUUCUGGUGGACACCGGCAUGAAUGUGGUGAGCAUCCAGUGGAACCACACGGGCAGCGUCUUAGCCGUGGCCGGCUCCCAGAGGACCGUCAGUCAGGACAAAGAUAUAAACACGGUGCAGUUUUUCACUCCCUUUGGCGAGCAUCUAGGUAUUCUGAAGGUUCCUGGAAAGCAGAUGACUGGACUUUCUUGGGAAGGAGGCGGAUUGAAAAUCGCACUAGCUGUUGAUUCUUUUAUCUAUUUUGCAAAUAUUCGACCUGAUUAUAAGUGGGGGUACUGCUCAAAUACUGUUGUCUAUGCAUAUACCAGACCCGAUCGUCCCGAGUAUUGUGUCAUCUUUUGGGAUACAAAAAACAAUGAGAAGUAUGUCAAAUAUGUGAAGAGUCUCAUUUCCAUUACUACUUGUGGCGAUUUCUGCAUCUUGGCUACGAAAGCAGAUGAAAAUCAUCCUCAGGAGGAGAGUGAAACGGAAACAUUUGGUACAACGUAUGUGCUAGUUCUUUGUAAUUCUAUUGGCACACCCUUGGAUCCUAAAUACAUUGAUAUUGUACCGUUAUUUGUUGCAAUGACAAAAACCCACGUGAUCGCAGCUUCUAAAGAAGCAUUUUACACCUGGCAAUAUCGUGUGGCGAAGAAACUCACAGCGCUGGAAAUUAAUCAGAUCAUGCGAUCCCGAAAAGAAGGGAGAGAAAGAAUUUAUCAUGUUGAUGAUACUCCUUCUGGGUCAGGGGAUGGUGUACUUGACUACAGUAAAGCCAUUCAAAGCACAAGGGAUCCAAUUUGUGCCAUAACUGCAUCUGAUAAGACACUGAUUGUGGGUCGUGAAUCUGGCACCAUUCAGAGAUACAGCCUUCCUAAUGUUGGUUUGAUUCAAAGAUACUCCCUCGAUUGUCGAGCCUACCAGCUCUCCUUGAACUGCAACUCUAGCCGUCUGGCUAUCAUAGACAUCUCUGGAGUCCUCACCUUCUUCGACCUGGAUACUCGGGUAACGGACAGUACAGGGCAGCAGGUGAUGGGCGAAUUGCAAAAACUGGAGAGGAAAGAUGUCUGGGAUAUGAAGUGGGCCAAAGAUAAUCCUGACUUGUUUGCAAUGAUGGAGAAGACAAGAAUGUAUGUUUUCAGGAACUUGGACCCAGAGGAACCCAUUCAGACUUCUGGAUAUAUUUGUAACUUUGAGGACUUAGAAAUUAAAUCUGUUCUUUUGGAUGAGAUCUUAAAGAAUCCAGAACACCCGAGCAAGGUCUAUGUAAUUAACUUUGAGAUUCGAUCCCUGCGAGAUAGUCGAGCAUUGAUUGAGAAGGUUGGAAUUGAAGAUGCAUCUCAGUUCAUAGAGGACAACCCACACCCCCGACUUUGGCGCCUGCUGGCCGAAGCGGCUCUUCAGAAACUCGAUCUGCACACGGCAGAGCAAGCGUUUGUGCGCUGCAAGGACUACCAAGGCAUUAAGUUUGUCAAGUCCCUGGGCAACCUGCAGACCGAGUCUAUGAAGCAGGCUGAAGUCGCGGCCUACUUUGGCCGGUUCGAAGAAGCUGAGCGAAUGUACCUGGACAUGGACAGAAGAGAUCUUGCUAUUGGCCUCCGGCUGAAGCUGGGAGAUUGGUUUCGAGUCCUCCAACUCUUGAAAACUGGAUCUGGUGAUGCAGAUGACAGCCUGCUUGAACAAGCCCACAAUGCCAUAGGAGACUACUUUGCCGACCGACAAAAAUGGCUGAAUGCUGUACAAUAUUACGUACAAGGCCGGAACCAGGAACGAUUAGCAGAGUGUUACUAUAUGUUAGAGGAUUACGAAGGAUUGGAAAAUCUUGCCAAUUCACUUCCAGAAAACCACAAGUUGCUUCCAGAAAUAGCACAAAUGUUUGUGAGAGUUGGAAUGUGUGAGCAAGCAGUGACUGCAUUUUUGAAGUGUAGCCAGCCAAAGGCAGCAGUGGACACCUGCGUGCAUCUCAACCAAUGGAAUAAGGCUGUUGAAUUGGCUAAAAAUCAUAGCAUGAAAGAAAUUGGAUCCCUGUUAGCUAGAUAUGCAUCUCAUUUAUUGGAAAAGAAUAAAACUCUUGAUGCUAUAGAACUAUAUCGGAAAGCCAAUUACUUUUAUGAUGCUGCUAAACUGAUGUUUAAGAUUGCAGAUGAAGAGGCCAAGAAAAGGACUAAACCUUUGCGUGUGAAGAAGCUCUAUGUGCUGUCCGCUUUACUCAUAGAGCAGUACCAUGAGCAAAUGAAAAAUGCCCAGCGAGGAAAAGUUAAAGGAAAGAACUCUGAGGCCACUUCUGCCUUGGCUGGACUGCUGGAAGAGGAAGUUCUGUCUACCAGUAGUCGCUUCACAGAUAACCCCUGGAGAGGGGCUGAAGCUUACCACUUCUUUAUCCUGGCCCAGAGGCAGCUGUAUGAGGGGAACAGUGACACUGCUUUGAGGACAGCUCUUCAUCUGAGAGACUAUGAAGACAUCAUCGCUGCUGUUGAGAUCUACUCUCUGUUAGCUCUUUGUGCGUGUGCCAGUAGAGCCUUUGGUACUUGUUCCAAAGCUUUUGUAAAGCUUGAAUCUUUAGAGAGCCUGAGUUCCGAGCAGAAGCAGCAGUAUGAAGAUCUUGCUAUGGAAAUCUUCACCAAACACAUUCCAAAAGACAACAGAAAAUCGGAACUGGACAGCUUUCUUGAAGGGGAGGAAGAGAAAUUACCUACGUGUGUUGCCACAGGGAGCCCAAUCACUGAGUAUCAAUUCUGGAUGUGCACUGUCUGCAAGCACUGUGUUCAGGCUCAGGAGAUUAGCAAAUACAACUUCUGUCCCUUAUGUCACAGUCCUGUGGGAUAAAGGACUCAUUGCUUAUAAUCGGAACACAGAUAUAGCAUGUAUAUACAGCUCUAACUGUAUAUGUGGUUGACUUUAAUAGCCCCCAUAUGAAAGUCUGCAUCAUUAUUUCAGAGUUGGAUCUUUUCAACAAAUUUAUGUAUAUACCUGCCUACACACAUAUUUAGUUAUAUUUCUAGAAAUUUAACUAUGAAAUAAUGAUGAUUAUUUGUAUUAAAAACAUGGACAUUUAUGUUAUUUACUUUCUGCUUAAUCUUGUGGUUGCUAGAUGAUACUGUGAAAAUAUCCCAAGUAAAAUCUUUUUCCUUAUAGUUUCAAGGUGCCUAAUUUAUUGCAAAAUCUUGGAACAGAGGAGCAAGCAUGAAAAUGAGAUAAGGUUGAAUUUAGAAAACUGACAAUCUCUAUUAGGAGGUUAAGCAGUUAUCAUAAGAAAUCAGCUCUAUCUCUAGAUGUAUUUAAUUAAAUAGAUAGUGAAUGUCCUCUAUAUUUUAUUUUCAGAAGAAGUGUUUUUACAAUAUAAAUUGUUUCUAAGAGCCUUAUUUUUGUACAACUUUUACUUUACCCUUUUAGUAUCUAAGAGAUAGAAUCUGAUAUUUACUCCUUAUAUUAUUAUAUAAACCUUUUCUCUAUGACAUAAAUUUUUGUUUUAUAUACAAUGUACAUUUUGUAAUAAUUUCCGUUAAAACAUUGUCACCAGGUUGGAUGCCUCAUUUAAACAACUCGUGGACCGUGGGGAGUGUUUUUCCCUUGAAAUGCAUGUUUUGAUUUAUUGUCAUCAACCGAAGAAAAAUUGUAAUCAGUAAUGGGUAAUUUUUACCUGUUUUGUAUUGCUAAUAAUCUCCAUUUAUUUCUCAUGAAAAAAAUUUGUGUCUUUCCAUUAUUGUGUCUGAAGACAGGACUCUAGCAGUUUCAUUAGUAUUUUUUGCUGGUUUGGCUUAUGGUUAGUAGAGGUAGAAAUUGACAGAAUAAUGCAAUACUGUUUUGCAAUUAUAAUACACAGUGCACUCUCCCAUGUGAAAUGUUUUUGGCCCUUUAGAGACAAACCACUUAUGGCAGAUUGAGAAUGGUGAGCAAUGAGAAGAGAUUAGGGCCUAGGUGAAUUUAGAGUAGAAGGCUGGCCUAAACUAAAUGCGAAGGCCAGAAGUCUUGCACGUCUGUGUUCAUGGACCUGGUAGGUAGUUCCUUCCACAACACAGCAGUCUCCAAUAUGCAUCCAAGCAAACCCUUGGGGAGCUAAUGCAAUAAAAAGGUUCACACACCGAAAGAGUUUACUCAAAUCAAUUUGAAAACUGCAGUUAGGAAGGAGAAAGUGGAAAGAUGGGGAUAGUGAGCAGUACUUAGUGAUGGGGUGGGCAUCAGUGGGGUAAAGAGUACAGACCCUGAACCCAGGGUUGUGUGCUGUUCUCAUUUCUUCAUUCUCAUUCCGCCUCACCAGCUUCCUUGCUCUAAUCAAGAGCCAGAGGCAAGCUUAGCUACAUGGAGCUUACCAGUUACCCUGCCUGUAGUCAUGAAUUUUAUUUCAUGGACAGAGGACAGGACAGAAUAAGUGUCGCCAAGGUCUCAUACAUAGAGGGCUUUAUAGAUUUCAUGCCCCUUUGUGUGUUAUGAAUAUUUGUUGUCUUGAAUGCCUUGUAUUUCUAGUAUCUCAUCAGUGUGAGGUGUGUUCAUGCAUGGAUGCUCAAUUUACUUUGUCUAUCUGAACAUUUUAACUUGCACAUCUAAGUUAAACAAAGUGAACUUUAUUUAUCUUAUUGGUAUUCUUAUCAGACAAAAGAGAACACUUCCUUAAAUCAAAACAUAAUACCUUAACAAAAAGUUCAAUCUUAUCUUCAACAGGAAUAUACCUCUUGUUGAAUUUAUUUUUUUCUGUAAGGCUAUUUUCACGGAUGAAACUCUUUUCUUCUUUAUCAAUGAAGAGGAAAUUUUCAAGGAUGUAGGGGGCAGAACUCUUGGAGGGCUUCAUAUCCAGAGUUGUGAUGCUUGGCCCGUGGUCUGGGCCGGAGUAUCCUCGCCUCUUCCCUUCCAGUCCUAGGGAUCAGCUGAGAACUCAGUUGAUUCCUCCAACUUUCCUGUGACUUGAUGUCUCAGCUAUUCCCAACAUAUCUUUUGGGGACUCUCUUUUAGAGCUUUCUCAUUUGCUACUCAUUUCAAUCUGCUGCUCAAGCCCUUGAAUUUUUCUACAACUGAUUAUUUCAGUUAGAUCCUUAACUGCUAUCUUUACCCUUUUUUGGGUCACUUUAGCUCAACUCAUAAACUCUAAAACAAAUACAUACAUACAUAUAUAUGUAUAUAUACAUACAUACAUAUAUACAUAUAUAUAUGAGGGCUGGAGCGAUAGUACAGCGGUAGGGCGUUCGCCUUUCACAUGGCUGACCCAUGUUCAAUUCCUCUGCCCCUCUCGGAGAGCCUGGCAAGCUACCGAGAGUAUCGUGCCCAUAUGGUAGAGCCUGGCAAGCUAUCUGUGGCGUAUUGGAUGUGCCAAAAACAGUAACAAUAAGUCUCACAAUGAGAGACAUUACUGGUGCCCGCUCCAACAAAUCGAUGAGAGUGGGAUGACAGUGACAGUGACAGUGACACACAUACUUGUAUAAGCAAAUAUAUCAACAGACCAAUUUUCCUACUGUUUUAAAAGCUAAUGAUUGAAAUUUGUGUUUGUGGAAGUUUUAACAAGCUAUUGUAAUGCCUUGGAAUUUUCUCUAGCUUUGAAAAGAUCCAUAGUAUGCACUUACACAUUGAUUUUAUUUAAAAUGAGGAAAUUUCAGGAUACCACCACCAACAAAUUCUCCCACCAGUGAAAGUGGUAAGGCAAAGCAAAAUUGUCCAUUAGAACAUAGUUUGAGGGAAGCUAGACAGAAUGAGGCAGUAUGGUGGGGAUGGUAUUGUUUUCUCUUCCUGUAAACAUUUUUAAAUAAUACUGACUUGUUUUAUCAUGAGAAUUAACCCAAAUUUGCUAAAUUUCAAAGUUGUGUGGUAAGCCAAGAAGAAUUGAUAUAGAACUGACUGAUACAAGCUGUACAUAUGAACAAUGCAACAUAUACUGUUUACCAAUCAUGAAAAAUACCAAUGUACAAUAAGAAAUGUACUUUUUUUGCUAAAAUACAUUUUGAAAUUAUAUUUUUGUAUUUUAAGAGAUCAAUUUUUAUUAUUAUUUUUUACUACACUCAGUAAUGCUCUGGGCAAGAGUCUUAACCCCUGUACCUCUAAUCCUGAGUUUAAAUCUUAGUUUUAUGUGUUAUUAAGUGAAAAAAAAGCAUAAAACAAAAAUCCAAACAAUGGAAGUAAAAAUACUGAAGUAAAAGAAAUUGCAUUUAUCCUGUUUUCUUUAUCUUCAACUUAUAAAUUGUUAUUUUGAUUU